This is a messenger RNA of Arachis duranensis, 4189 nucleotides long. RefSeq names its product carbamoyl-phosphate synthase large chain, chloroplastic. Gene Ontology annotation, biological process: L-glutamine metabolic process. The coding region runs from base 90 to 3623 and encodes 1177 amino acids. The transcript has 5 exons. The record is from RefSeq and is a predicted model, not a curated record. NCBI's taxonomy places the organism in Eukaryota, Viridiplantae, Streptophyta, Magnoliopsida, Fabales, Fabaceae. Gene Ontology annotation, molecular function: ATP binding; metal ion binding. Gene Ontology annotation, cellular component: cytoplasm.
CGACGCAUGCACACACCUAACUUAAACCUAACCUAAACCCUCUUUCUCUCUGCUAAAGUGCGCCUCCUCCCUCCGUCACUCGGAACCUAAUGGGAAUCGGACGUUGCAUUACUCAGCUCGACAAACUCCCUCUCCCCUUCCUCACCCGUUCCCCUUCCUUCUCCUCCUCCUCUUCUCGCUUUAAACCUUUCGCACCAAAAGCAACAUUCCGGACCAGCUUCUUCCCCCUUCCCACAACCUAUGGCAAAAGAAAAUCAAUUUUCUGUUCCAACGAACACCGCCACGUGUCUUCCACCGCCGCUGCAGCGGCUGUUGCUGCUCCUGUUCUCGCUGCUGACACUGCGACCAAGGUCGGGAAACGGACGGACAUAAAAAAGAUUCUGAUCCUUGGAGCUGGACCAAUCGUCAUUGGUCAAGCAUGCGAGUUCGAUUACAGUGGAACGCAAGCAUGCAAGGCUCUCAAAGAAGAAGGGUAUGAAGUUAUUCUAAUAAACUCAAAUCCUGCUACUAUAAUGACUGAUCCUGAUAUGGCUGAUAGGACCUAUAUUACCCCUAUGACCCCUGAAUUAGUUGAGCAGGUUCUCGAAGCGGAGCGCCCCGACGCUCUGCUUCCCACCAUGGGUGGCCAAACCGCCCUCAACCUGGCUGUGGCUCUCUCUGAGAGCGGUGCCUUGGAGAAAUACGGUGUGGAAUUGAUUGGGGCGAAGCUGGAGGCUAUUAAGAAGGCCGAGGAUAGGGAUUUGUUUAAGCAGGCUAUGAAGAAGAUAGGGAUUAAGACCCCGCCGUCCGGGAUAGGAACCACCAUUAGGGAGUGCAUGGAAAUUGCCGAUGAGAUUGGCGAGUUUCCGCUGAUUGUUAGGCCUGCUUUUACGUUAGGUGGAACGGGUGGUGGGAUUGCUUACAAUAGGGAAGAGUUUGAGGAGAUUUGCAAGGCUGGGGUUGCUGCUAGUUUGACCAGUCAGGUUUUGAUUGAGAAGUCCUUGUUGGGGUGGAAGGAGUAUGAGCUUGAGGUUAUGAGGGAUUUGGCUGACAAUGUGGUUAUUAUAUGUUCCAUUGAGAAUAUUGACCCCAUGGGAGUUCAUACCGGUGACUCAAUUACUGUUGCACCUGCACAGACUCUUACCGAUAAGGAGUAUCAGCGCCUUCGAGAUUACUCCAUUGCUAUAAUUAGAGAAAUUGGGGUGGAAUGUGGGGGAUCCAAUGUGCAGUUUGCUGUCAACCCUGUGGAUGGUGAGGUGAUGGUGAUCGAGAUGAAUCCGAGAGUCUCAAGGUCCUCGGCCCUGGCGUCGAAGGCUACCGGAUUUCCAAUAGCAAAAAUGGCAGCAAAGUUGUCUAUAGGCUAUUCACUGGAUCAAAUUCCAAAUGAUAUAACAAAAAAGACACCGGCUAGUUUUGAGCCCUCGAUAGAUUAUGUGGUUACAAAGAUUCCUCGGUUUGCUUUUGAGAAGUUCCCUGGUUCAAAGCCAAUAUUGACAACACAGAUGAAGUCUGUUGGUGAGGCAAUGGCUACCGGGAGAACCUUCCAAGAGUCCUUUCAAAAAGCUGUCCGCUCACUGGAACACGGAUACCCUGGAUGGGGUUGUUCGAAAGUGAAAGAGUUAGACUACGACUGGGAACAAUUGAAGUAUAGUCUUCGAGUUCCUAACCCUGAGCGCAUCCAUGCCAUAUAUGCUGCAAUGAAAAAAGGCAUGAGCAUUGAUGAAAUUUUCGAGUUGAGUUAUAUUGACAAAUGGUUUCUUACUCAGCUCAAGGAGCUAGUUGAUGUGGAAAAUUUCUUGAUGUCCCGCUAUUUGUUUCAUUUGACGAAUGUCGAUUUAUAUGAGGUUAAGAAAAGAGGGUUUAGUGAUAAACAGAUAGCAUUUGCAACUAAAUCUGCCGAAAAGGAAGUUCGGUGCAGGCGACUGUCCCUGGGUGUUACUCCAGCAUAUAAGCGAGUUGAUACCUGUGCUGCAGAAUUUGAAGCUAAUACUCCUUAUAUGUAUUCCUCUUAUGAUUUUGAGUGUGAGUCAGCUCCCACUAAAAGAAAGAAAGUUUUAAUUUUGGGUGGCGGACCAAAUAGAAUUGGCCAAGGGAUUGAGUUUGACUAUUGUUGCUGUCAUGCAUCCUUUGCUCUUCAGGAUGCAGGAUAUGAGACAAUCAUGGUGAAUUCAAAUCCUGAGACAGUCUCUACAGAUUAUGACACUAGUGAUCGUCUAUAUUUUGAACCCUUGACUGUUGAAGAUGUUUUGAACAUUAUUGAUUUGGAAAGACCUGAUGGUAUCAUUGUGCAAUUUGGAGGUCAAACACCAUUGAAAUUGUCUCUCCCCAUACAACAGUACCUGGAUGAACACAAGCCAGCAUGUGCUAGUGGACUUGGUCAUGUACGUAUAUGGGGAACAUCCCCUGAUUCCAUAGAUGCUGCUGAGGACAGAGAAAGGUUUAAUGUGAUGCUCAAUGAAUUAAAGAUUGAACAGCCAAAAGGAGGAAUUGCCAGGAGUGAAAAAGAUGCACUCGCCAUUGCGGCAGAGAUUGGAUACCCAGUUGUUGUUCGCCCUUCCUAUGUUCUGGGAGGUCGAGCAAUGGAGAUUGUUUAUAGUGAUGAUAAACUUGUGACUUAUCUUGAAACUGCUGUUGAGGUGGAUCCAGAGCGCCCUGUAUUAAUUGACAAGUAUUUAUCUGAUGCCAUUGAGAUUGACGUUGAUGCACUGGCUGACUCACAUGGCAAUGUGGUCAUUGGUGGGAUAAUGGAGCACAUUGAACAGGCUGGGGUACAUUCUGGUGACUCUGCCUGCUCUAUUCCCACAAGAACUGUUCCGUCUUCUUGCUUGGAGACAAUCAGGUCAUGGACUGAAAAAUUGGCGAAACGAUUGGAGGUCUGUGGGCUCAUGAAUUGUCAGUAUGCAAUUAAUAAUUCAGAGGAGGUAUUUUUGCUUGAGGCCAACCCUCGAGCUUCUCGCACUGUUCCAUUUGUAUCAAAAGCAAUAGGCCAUCCGUUGGCUAAAUAUGCUUCCCUUGUCAUGUCUGGAAAGUCUCUCUAUGAUAUACAGUUUACAAAAGAGGUCAUUCCUAAGUAUGUGUCUGUUAAGGAAGCUGUUCUUCCCUUUUCGAAAUUUGCAGGCUGUGAUGUGCUUCUAAGUCCUGAGAUGCGAAGUACUGGUGAGGUCAUGGGUAUUGACUCUCUGUAUAAUACUGCAUUUGCUAAAGCUCAAAUUGCUGCCGGCCAGAAGUUACCAACUUCUGGAAUUGUGUUUCUUAGCUUAAAUGAUUUGACGAAGCGUCACCUUGAGAAGAUUGCAAAGACCUUCGUCGAGGCUGGUUUUAAGAUUGUUGCUACUUCUGGAACGGCUCAUGCUCUUAAAUCAGCUAAUAUCCAAGCUGAGAGAGUGCUGAAGAUGCAUGAAGGUAGGCCUCAUGCUGGUGACAUGAUUGCCAAUGGAGACAUUCAGCUAAUGGUGAUAACUAGUUCUGGUGAUGCACUUGAUCGGAUAGAUGGUUUAGCUCUGAGAAGAAUGGCUUUGGAUUACAAGGUUCCUAUUGUCACAACGGUUAACGGAGCUAUAGCAACUGCUGAAGCAAUAAAGAGUUUGAAGUCCAAUUCUAUCAAAAUGAUUGCUCUUCAGGACUUCAUUGAGUGUAAACUGUAAAGAGUCAGAAUAGUUUUGCAGCAGCCUCUUUCUCUCCUAAGUGGCUAUGUGAUAGAUCUACAGGGUCAGGAUGCUCAUAACACUGGGAUUCAUGUUGGCACCUUGAAAUAAGAGCAGGGAGUGGAUGAAGAAAACUGUCUCAGCAUCAAUGGCAGUGAAACUAAUGCGACCGUUUCUAGAGCACUCACAUAGAACUAUGCAUAAGCUUAAGUCUUUCUACUUUUGACAACUUUCACCCACUACAAAUUUAGCAUAUUAAAUUGACUGUCAAGUCUUGAGAAAGUUUCUGAUCUAGAUGCCUUGUUGAUCACGGUUUAAGAUGAUCAAAGUCCAACCAAAAGUGGCUAUGUGGAGUUUGUAUUUCUUAAGAAGCAGAUGCAUGAGGAUGAAAGACAGUAACUAAUAAUAAAUGCACUCAAUUUUCAAACUUGAGCCACAUGGCACAAGUACAAGAUGUUACCACAACUACUAGUAGUAUGAGAUUCAAUGAUUCAUACUACUAGUUUCCCUGUUCAGUUUCAAUUUUGAACUAGUACAACAAUAUAGGUAAUAUUUAUUUCAAUUUA